This is a messenger RNA of Cyprinus carpio (common carp), 8724 nucleotides long. RefSeq lists its product as uncharacterized. Gene Ontology annotation, biological process: negative regulation of T cell activation; T cell receptor signaling pathway; B cell receptor signaling pathway. Lineage: Eukaryota; Metazoa; Chordata; Actinopteri; Cypriniformes; Cyprinidae. Gene Ontology annotation, cellular component: membrane raft; plasma membrane. The record is from RefSeq and is a predicted model, not a curated record.
CGCAGCGCCGCAAAACGCGAGCUCCAGAUGCAAAUGGAGUGGGCACCGCGCUGUCAUAUGGUACUGUCGCCGAUGCUCGAGACAGGAUUGAGGGUUGAGGAUGCUCUGAGGCUCAACGUAGGCAGUCGUGACGUGCUCUUGAUAUCAUAGCCGACCCUAGACUUGGAAUAACCCAGCUGAGUGUUUGCACCCUUCGCCUUGUGAGCGACGCGGCAUGCACAGGAACAAUGGGGAUGGUCAGAGGUUGCGCUGAGGACGCCAGAUGCCAUACCGCACACAUGUCCCCCCUUACAUACGAAUCCAGGCUCAACGCAGGUUAUUGAUUAUGAUUGAGGGGUUCGAACAGGGAGCCAGACGUUUCAGCAGCAGCAGCCGAGAGAGUGCAGCGAGGUGGAUGCUGCGCGGCGACGCGCCCCCUGAAUCCCUAAACUGAAUAUUGUGGACAUUGUUUGAGAGUGUGUGUGCAUAUGUGUGUGCGUGUGUGAGGGCGAGCGUGAAAGUGUGUAUGUUAGCACUUCCACAUGGCCUCCAUGCAGGACGGGGUGAACUUCUCUGCUCAUCCCUACGGCAAAGUACUGCUGCUGGGGGCCAUCGCCGCUGCCUCAGCCUUCGUUGUCACCAUCCUCAUCGUUGUGCUAUGUGUGGGCUGCCAGAGGAAGGGAAAGACACACAAUGGCCCUGGAGAGGAGAGGAAGCACAGGCUCAUGGACAUGAGUAUACUGCGACAGUCCAAGCUGACCUCCAUCAGUAAGUCAGACACCAAGCUUCAUGAGAUGAACAGACUCAACUGCAAUGGCAAGAAAUCUUCUAAGAAGAACCGUCCCGCCAGCAUGGAUCUGCUCUUACUUCCUAGCCGUCGCUCAAACUCCGACCUGCGUUCUCAGGGCCGCCAGCUGCCUCAGAUCCCUUCUGGUGAGGACGGGGAACACACGUACGCUGAGGUGGGCCGCCGCUCUUCUCCCACCCGCGGUUCUGAGGAUGCGCGCUAUGGCGUCGGAGGUCGAGCUGGAGAGACGGACACACCUGCCCCACCGGCGGUCCCUGCUAAUACCCCUGCUCCACCUGAUCCUGACGGGGACUGCUUGGAAGGUGGGAUUCCGGAGUCGGAGACCCUCCCCCAAGUGGUAAACACGCCCCCUCAACCACAGGAAACAGUGGAGUACGCCUGCAUCAGAAAGGUCCGGAGAGUGGACAAAGCAGCACAGAAGAGGGACAAUGGGACCGAGACCGAGGAGGGGCUCGGACAACAACAACGACACAGCAGUGGGGAAAUACGGAAUGCUCCGCCCACUCACCCAGCCCCGCCUCCAACGCACCCACACAGUCAGAAAAUUCCACGGAAAAACAUGGACACCUUCAAUCUUCCGUCUUUCCCUAAGGAGGCAGUGUUUAUGGGAAAUGGAGAACAGUACAUAUGGAAACCUCCGGAAGAAGAUGACAUCAUCUUCCAGCACAAGCAGAUGGGUAUUCUGAGCUCUCAUGCUGGAGAGAAUAUGGCAGCAUCUGCAGCAGGGAUCACAGAGAUGUAUUCGAAAGUUUGCAAACCAGGCAAAAAGAAGCGAGGCAUGCCUGGCUCACCCACCGCCGCGAGAGACAUCAGCGGCUUUAGGACCUUGGCUCGAGGUGACCGCGGUGAGCGUGACGGGGGUUUCAGCGUGGUAGUCAAACCCCAAACGUGGGCCCCGCAGGAGGGCAAAGGCACAAGAGCUCCACCCGGCUCCAUGGAGGACCACUGCUAUGAAGCCAUCAGCACUGAGGAAACAGAACUGGCUUAUGAGACCAUGGAGGGUGGGGGAGGCUGGAGACGCGACAGGCCUCCACCCAAUGCCAGUGCCACCUUGCGGCCCAAGCGGAAGCGGCCCCAGCAACCUUUGCAACAACCACCGCCACCCCCUCCACCCCACCCUCCACCCCCUCCACCCCCCCAGCAGACCCCCAAACUGCAGAAUCUCCCAGCCAAAACAAUGCUGAUUCCCGGGGAGAGCUUGUACGAGAGCAUACCUGACCUAAAACAGGGCUCGGCCACCUCCAGCACAACCACCAUCUUUACUUUUAAUGAUGGCAUGGAGAUGUAUGUCACUGGUCUGUAGGGGGUGCUCUGGGGAAGGGAACGUUCCUCUCUGGGGCUUGAAUCUUGAAUAGGGAGACGUAUGCGUGUUGUAACCCAAUGGAAUAUUUUACAUGGGUUUCAAGUAUUAGUUGAGCAUUAAUUGAGUUUUGUAAGUCUAGUUAAAGGUCAGUAUUCUUGCAGCACAAAACGACAAGAAAUGCUUACGUGAAAAUACAAACAAAAUGAUUUCGAUUAGUCUCACGCCUCCAUCACGAUGAAGAAAUAGUCACCAGCCACGACAUAUCACAACGGACACAACAUAUCAUAACCGACAGUAGCAUUCCUGUAGAGAAAAUUCUUAUUUUUUUGUCAUUACAUGCUGUAGUUAAGGACAAAGUGACCAUCGGAAUUGAGGGUCAAACUUGUAUUUGAUGCCUAGAAAAUUCCAAAGUAGAAAAAAAUAGAGCACAAGUCUAUAAAUAAAAAAAGUAACUUGAUAAGAAGCACAGUUUAAUUGUGUUCCCGUGGCCCUCUGAGAAGAAAAAAACAAAAACAAUUUGGUUAGAUGGCAAAGUACCAUCAAAAGUUAUUGCAAAGCAAAAUAUCUUAUAUCGACAAAAAUCCUUUAUUUAAUCUGUUCAUAGAAGAGUCCUAUUUUAAAAUGGCAAAACACUAUCUAUUACCGAAAAGCUUUAGGAAACACAUGGCCCUAUUUUUGUAAUGUCACAGCCUCUAUUUAUGUAAAAUAAUAAUAAUAAUUUUAGAACUACAAUAAAGAUUCUAAUUCAAUUAGCCAAACAGAUCCUGUAUGCCAAGAAAGUAUUUUCUUAAGCACAAAUAUCUCAUGCUUAGCAUGUCAUCUGUCUGAGACAGUGCCCUUAUGAAAUUGAAUAGUAGAUUUAAAAUCUGUUAAAAUUAAUAGAUUGUAAAUUGCAAUUGUCAAUAAAGCAAGAUCAUUGAGAGAAUAAGAAAAAGCUCAGGGACAGUGAACAAAAAUAUAAAAUAAUUGCACACAAAAUGUUAUGACAUAUCUCACAAGAGACCCCCAAUGUCUUUUCAUGUUAUUUUCUUGUUUUGGUCAUACAUCAAUUCAAACUGUCACAUAAGUCACCACAGCACUUCAAUGCGGUAAAGUAAGUGUUUUUCUUUGUCAAUACUGUUUAUGCACUUUGCCUGAUUAAAAAGAUGCAUGCUUUCAAGAAAAAAAAUACCCUUGUAAAGGGAUAAAAAAAAAGAAAAGAAAGAAAAAUGAAACUAGCACUGUCCUGUGGUAUCAGAGAAUGGUUUAUUUCUUGCUGUUGUUGGUGGAUUGUUUGAUUUAUAUGCCUUUUUCUUCAUCUGAGAAAGAGCACAAAGUGAAUUGCUUCAGGACUGGGGAGACCAAUGAGGACUCGAGGAGGACUCUCUAAAUGAAAAACUGGAAAGUUAGGAAUAUAACACAAUUGGUCAGAAGAAAUGUAUCAUAGACAAUCCCUUUCCCCCAUCAUUUCAGAAACAGUCAGGAUGUCCAUGUACUGUAUGUCCAGAUCAGAUUGAAUGGAAUCACAUACAUUAGAUUGUUGCGAAAAUUGCAACUAUGUUUUAUGGAAAUAAUGGGAGAUUUAAAAAGGUACAAUGACUAAGCGAUUUAAAAUGAGUGUAUGUCGCCCUGUAAGUCUAUGGGAGUUGGCAGUUUAUGGCCAGAUAAUGACAAGCUUCACCAGUGGACAAUGUCAAACUAUCUAUGAUAUGUGGACUUUAGCCGCUGUCUCUUGAUGUCUUUGAAUCGGAUUCUAAUGUGAUCUGGAUUAAAUUAUCCCAAAUGACCGGAGCGUACAUAAAGGGGCUCAGGUCAACCAAAUAUAAUCAAACCGCUUGUCUAAGCCCUCGUUGCUAUCAAACGUUGGUGCAAUGUUGUAAAUAUAAUACAAGAAGAAUUACAAAAGAAUAUGCAUAAAAGUGUGGGGGUGGGGGGGGGGUUGAUUUGCUCUUGGUGUUCCUGAAAGUAUGUGUUUCUUUCCAGUUGUCCUUUUGGAAUGAUUUUUCUCUGGUGAAAAAUUAUCUCAGCAGUAUCUCUGUGAGUUAUGAUUAUGUGCUUUGGGAUUUUUUGUUGUCCACAUCAUUUUAGCUAUACUGUGUAUCUCAAAGACCAGUUGAGUUUAGUGUGGCAGCUAAUGUUGUGCGUUUGCUUAUCAAACAACAGGGUGGUGUGUAUUAAAGCUCUGUAAUUAAGUACUAAUGUGCAAAAUAUUGUAAUGUUUUUAUAUCAAAAUGACUAUUCAUAAAAUGUCGGGUCAAGUUUAUACUUUUUUAAAUAAAGUAGCACUUCAAAAAACACAAAGCAUAUAGCAUUUACAUAGUGUUUUCUCGCAAUAAGCCAUCUAUUAAUUUUCUAAAGAGACGUGCUCAGACAGUCUGAUCUCACGGAAUAAUUUAACAAUUUUACAUGGUGCUGAUUAUGUAUGAAUUUGUAUAAUGUGAAUUGUAUGAAAACGUAUACUUUUGAAAAAGUAAGCAUGAAGAUUCACCCCAAACCUGUCUCUAAACCUAACUAUAAAUGGGAUUUAAGCAGAUCUUAUGAAAACAUAUGAAUGAGAUUGUAUGAAUUCAUAUAAAUUAUAGUUUGAAAUACUUAUGUAUUCUAAUUAGAUUGUGGUGGACACUUAACGGAAACAAUUAAUUUUUUGGUAAACACAUUUUUAGUGCUAACUACAGUAACAUGAUACUUACAAGUGUGCAUCCACAUUGGUUGUCAGAGUAACAACAAACACCAUGCACAAGAUUUUAGUAAUGGAUGUUUCUCUACGGUUUUUCAUACUCAUCUGAAAACAUUUGUCACAGACAAUCCCAUUAAAAAUCAGAAAGGGUGGAACUUGCUAUAUUUAUUUGCAACUACUACAGUUAAGUUAACCUUGUGAUCUGCUAUGAUCACUCAUAUUGAGAAGCAUUACAAUCUCAUUUUAAUUCGAUUUCUGGUGUUUUGCAUGUUAAGAAAAAUUAAAAUAAAUAGAUGUAAAAAUAUAGUUUUUCUGUUAUCUGUAAAAACUUGCAGAUUUGUUUACAGUAAAUAUUUAUGUCUCUGGGGACAUAUGAAUGGCAAAAGAGGAACUAAACCUGAAUGAAAUAUUUCUUAGUUCAGUAUUAAUAAGGAUAUUUAAAAAGAACUAUGGAUUUUAACAGCAACAAAGACAUGAGAUCUGACAUAGGCAAAAGUCUUGCUUCUCUGGCUUACUUAAAAAAGAAACAGAUGUGUGCCUGCAUUCGAUUUGCAUUUUGUGAUGUCUGUAGGCAUCAAUGCAAAAGGUUCAGCAAAUAUUCCAGAGGACAUUUCUCAUUUUAAAUCUGGAUGUGAUUAGUCUCUGAUUAAACCAGUUUUGAUUAGUUUAUACACUCAGGUAGAUGAGGGAUUGCAUUAGAGUUCUUUGUUUACCCUAAUUAGCCAUUGAAGCUGCAGUCACAUCAGCCUUUCACUGUGGUACAUGCUGUUCCUAUGACAACUGCCUCACUGUCAUGGUAUGGUAUUUAAGAAUUCCCCUCCAUUGAGACAAAAUCUCAUUGCAUUUCACAGUAAGAUUACAUUACAAACAGAUGGAGGAGGUCAUAGGAUUUUUUUAUUUCAUUCAAAUCCUCCACUAGAACAUAUGAACUUGUGUUUGUAAAAGUGUAACCUGUUUUCCUACCUCUCUUACUGUGUCCCUGCAUGUGUUUAUCUGUGAGAGUGUCACAAGCUUGCAACUGACUUGCUCUGAAAAAAAAUAGGUCAUCCUUAAAACAAAAAAGGGUGCAGUCAACAUAGCAACCGUCUGCUGUUUUUUUAUUGGCUGACUUGUUUCCAUAGUAACAAGUUAACCUUGAGGCUGCAGUUGCAGACCAGUUUGUUGUCUAGGCGAAUCCAGCAUGUAUGAAAAGCUCUGCUAAGUCAAGAUGUCACCCAUGUUUUAGAUCUCCAGCAACACUGAAGAAAGGGUCUGCAUGUUGUAGCAACCUAGUGAGAGUACAACACAUAGGAGUCUUUACCAUGUCAGCAUUGUACAGUGAAUUCAAAAAGUAUUCACCCUCUUUGAAUUAUUCCACAUUGAAUAUUUUUGUGGAAAUGGUACAUUAGGUUCUCAUAUGUAACACAACAUGUAUUGUACUGCCAUUUCAAAAUGUGGAGAGGGGAAAUUUUUCAUGCAGCGUUUCCACACUUUUUUGUCUUAGGUACUCCCAGAGCCCCAUAAGGAUCAAGUGCUGUUCUUAUUAACAUUAAACCAUAAAAAUUAUGCCAGAUAUUUACAAAUACAUUGAGAAAUUAUUUCCUGAUAUGCCGUUUCUGUCCUUAAAUGCUCUUGUGUGUGAAAUUUCUUAUGCAUUCUCAGCCCGAGCCUCCGUUGCUGAUUCCAUAAUGUAAUUUUUACAGCAGCAUUAACACGCUAUGGGGUAACUCCUGUUGCACGAACCAAUGGUGCUUCAACCUACCAAAAGGGGUAUAGCCAAUUGCUAUAUAAGUCAUAUCUGAGUGCCAUUUUGUCAAAAUUUUCUCCUUAAUUGUUCAUCUCCUCACUGGCUCUGCAAGCAAGAAGCCAAAGAGAAGAAAGAAGCUCAGCCUCCUGCUCACCACUGUGAGAAGAAGCCACUGGCAGCGGAAGAAGCUUGAUGCCUUCACCUGCGGCCAUCUGGCUUUUAAAAGAGCAUAUUGUCUGAGCACGCAGAGGUUGCUCUCACCGAGGUAGAAUGUUCUCACUGCGAGAACAUGAGUCUCGCCCUUUUCUGCUUGAGGAUCGCCUUUUUCCAUGAAGGGGAUCCUGCGAACUGCCACUCGAAAAAUUCUGACCACUUGCCAUCCAACCACAUGUCGGCCAUUCCUCUGUGAUUCCUCUGGACCUGCUUCACAUGCAGCCCCUCCAGUAUUGGCUCAAAGCCCAUGUCCCUCCCCAUGCUUGGUUUCUGGGAUGUUUUCAUCUCAGGGUAACCCACUGCUACAUCAGAGCUGUGGCCUCUUGGAAAAGUCCUCGCCUGUUUCAAUCAGGCGUCCUGUUGGAAGUGACCUCCAGGAGGAAGAUGGUCACAACAUAUGCCUCCAACUCAGGUUGGGGAGCUCUGUACAAGGGCAGACCAACGUUCAACUCUUGGUCAAACCUGGGGCAAUGCUUACACAUCAACUGCAUCGAGACAAUGGCAGUUUUUCUAGCCCUAAACCCUUCCUGUCGGCCUUAAAGGGGCACCACAUCCUGGUCCGUUCGGACAACAUGAUGGCGGUAGCCUUUAUAAAUUGCCACGGUGGUCUCAGGUCAUGUUCCCUCUACAGGUUGGCUUGAUGCCUCCUUUUAUGGGCAAACUCCUCCUGCUGAGAGCAGUUCAUGUGCCGGGCAGACUAAACCAGGGAGCAGACAUGCUGUCCAGGGGCAUUGUAGCUCGACGAGAAUGGAGACAACAUCACCAAAUGGUGCAAAUUAUCUGGUCUAUCUUUGGGAGGGCAGAGCUGGACCUCUUUGCCUCAGAAGACAACUUUCACUGCCAAUUUUUUUUUCAAAGCAGCAAGAUGCCCUGGCCCACAAUUGGCCCAGUGCUCGCCCGUAUUCCUUCCUCCUGGUUGCCCUGCUUCCUCAGGUCAUCAGACAGGUCAGUAAAGUCAGUAAAGUCCCACUCUAUAGGAAUCAGACGUGAUUCCCCAAGUUGAUUCAGCCCCUGGACAGGAGUCUUUGAAGCUCUCCGCGAGUGUAGCUAAUACCAUUUUGGAGGCUAGAGCUCCAUCUACAAGAUGGCUCUAGUCAUCCUCCAGUGACUUGUCCUACAUGUUAACUUUUCUACAAGAUCUGUUGGACAAGGGGUGCACCCCUCCCAUGCUCAGAGUAUAUGUGGAAGCUAUCACGGCAAAUCAUUCUCUCUUGGCUGGCCAAUCAGCAUAAACGACGUGGUCUCUGAGGGGAGUUUCUGAGGGGGGCUCGGAGAUUGAAUCUGCCUCGCCCUCAUGCUAUUCCAACUUGGGACUUAUCUAUAGUCCUCAGGCCCCUAUGGGGCCCUCCCUUUGAGCUACUCCAGUCAGGCGACUUGAGGCCCCUGUCACUUAAGACCGCCCUUUUUUUGGCUUUAGCAUCAAUCAAGUGAGUGGGUGACAUGCAAGCACUGUCAGUAAGUGCUUCAUGUCUUGAGUUUGGGCCUAACGACUGUAGAGUCAUCCUCAAGCCAAGACAAGUCUACAUGCCAAAAGUGCUCUCCACUCCAUUUAGAGGACAAGUCAUCACCCUUCUAGCGGUCCCCAAUUAAGAAGGUGAGCAGGGUCCUAAUCCACUCUGCCUAGUUUGGGUCCUUAUAGUGUAUGUUGAGCACUCUGGCUCGUUUCGGCACUCAGAGCAGCUCUUUGUAUGCUUCGGAGGCCACUCUAAAGGGUUGCCAGUCAUGGAGCAGAUCUCACUGGAUAAUGGAUGCUAUAGCCUUGGCUUACACCUCAGUAGGCUUACAGUGUCCUCCUCCUGGGCUUGGUCCAGACACCAACACAAUCUUGCAGCUACACGAAUGUGAUAAAUCAGGCUUCAGUAUCAGAGUAAACAGGAUCUUCCCCAAAGCAUGUUAAUGCAAAGCUCAUUCCGUUAUCUCAGGGAACAGAGUUUACAUAAGUAACUGAAGCAUUUUCCAUCUGAGGGCGUGUCUAUAUGCGGGUGCGUGCACAGAAAAAAGCAUGUUUUCUAUAGGCAAUAAAAGGUAAUGUAAAAACA